CAUUCAAAUUGUUUUGAGAAGCAGUGGAAGCUUGAUCCGGGACUUUCAAUCUGACCAACCACAAAUCCAGUAAAAUGGCUGCGACAGCCUCGGCGGAACCAAGCGGCAGACAGCCUUGCUACGAGUUGAUCCGUUGCGCUCUCUUGAGUCGUGACGACCGAUCAAUGACUUUGCAAGAGAUCUAUCAGUGGAUUCGACACAACACCGAGGAAGAUAUGACUCCAUCUACGUCCACGAUUCGCUACAAUCUCAGCAUGAAUAAGGUGUGUCUGAAGAUCGCGUACAUCUUCGCAGCGAUUACGUCCAGCGAGAAUCUUUUUCUUCUUCCGCUUUUCUUUCGAUGACACCUCUCGUAAUUAUUUGACUGGUAAGCCCCUAUCUUUGACCCGGAAGCUAAUGACGAAAGGCUUUCGUUCGAACGUUCGAUGAGCAAUCAAUAUGGCAGCUUUCAUCCCAGUUCGCCCACAAAAUUUUAUCAACAAGCUUUUGCCAUAGACGGGCAUUUCCCUCCAGCGGUAAAUCACAUAGAGCCAUACGCGAGUCGAGUAAUAUUCUACCCGCACGGAAGAAAAGACGCCGUGGUAAAGAUACCACAGUCCUGAAUGCGGGUGGAUCCGUUGGCAUAAUGACUCAUGUGAGCACCUUUGCAGAUGGUAACAGUGUCUGCAGUGCCCCGAGAUGCUUCGAUGAGCAACUUCCAUCGGUUUGCUUUCAGUGCCUGCUUGGAGAAAAUGAGCUGUGCGAUAAGAGAAGACCA
Colletotrichum godetiae is the source of this 757-nucleotide messenger RNA. RefSeq lists its product as uncharacterized. Gene Ontology annotation, molecular function: DNA-binding transcription factor activity; sequence-specific DNA binding. The record is from RefSeq and is a predicted model, not a curated record. NCBI's taxonomy places the organism in Eukaryota, Fungi, Ascomycota, Sordariomycetes, Glomerellales, Glomerellaceae. The transcript has 2 exons. Gene Ontology annotation, biological process: regulation of DNA-templated transcription. The coding region runs from base 75 to 344 and encodes 89 amino acids.